Molecule: messenger RNA, 894 nt
Organism: Prunus armeniaca (apricot)
Lineage: Eukaryota; Viridiplantae; Streptophyta; Magnoliopsida; Rosales; Rosaceae
Source: the annotation of a GenBank genome assembly
AUGUUCUCAGCAAGGAGGAAUAUGAAUUUCAACAACGUCAAGGUUCCCAAAGUGCCAGGCGGUGGUGCAGUUUCUGCUUUGCUUAAGGUGGGAAUAAUUGGUGGGCUUGGCUUGUAUGGAGUUGCCAACAGUAUAUACAAUGUCGAGGGAGGGCAUAGAGCCAUUGUGUUCAACCGUAUAAUUGGUGUCAAAGACAAGGUUUACCCAGAGGGGACACAUCUUAUCAUUCCCUGGUUUGAGAGGCCAGUCAUUUAUGAUGUCCGUGCACGACCUCAUCUGGUGGAGAGUACUUCUGGCAGUCGCGAUCUCCAAAUGGUGAAAAUUGGGCUUCGAGUUCUUACUCGUCCUGUACCAGACCAGCUUCCUACAGUUUAUCGUACUCUUGGUGAGAAUUAUAAUGAGAGAGUCCUUCCUUCUAUUGUUCAUGAAACUUUGAAAGCUGUUGUUGCACAGUAUAAUGCCAGCCAGCUCAUUACGCAGAGAGAGACUGUUAGUAGGGAAAUACGAAAGAUUUUGACUGAAAGGGCAGCCAAUUUCAACAUUGCGCUGGAUGAUGUGUCAAUCACCACCCUCACUUUUGGGAAGGAGUUCACUGCUGCAAUUGAGGCCAAACAAGUGGCUGCACAAGAAGCUGAGAGAGCUAAAUUUGUUGUGGACAAGGCUGAACAAGACAAGAAAAGUGCUAUCAUCAGAGCAGAGGGUGAGGCCACAAGUGCGAAGCUGAUUGGUGAAGCUAUUGCGAACAAUCCGGCAUUUAUUACACUUAGGAAAAUUGAAGCUGCAAGAGAGAUUGCACAUACGAUCUCAAAUUCAUCGAACAAAGUUUACUUGAACUCAGAUGAUCUGUUGUUGAACCUUCAGGAGAUGAAUUUGGACAUCAACCGGAAGAAAUAG